This is a messenger RNA of Mesitornis unicolor (brown roatelo), 3141 nucleotides long. RefSeq names its product unc-13 homolog D (C. elegans) (gene UNC13D). NCBI's taxonomy places the organism in Eukaryota, Metazoa, Chordata, Aves, Mesitornithiformes, Mesitornithidae. The transcript has 31 exons. The record is from RefSeq and is a predicted model, not a curated record. The coding region runs from base 1 to 3141 and encodes 1046 amino acids.
AUGGAUCUGUCCCACCGGUUCUCCAAGAGAGAGCUGGCUCUGCUCUAUGAGGAGGUCCUCUACACCAUCCGGCACCGCCUGGGCAAGCCCGAGCACUACCACAUCGCAGACACCCAGGAGCUCUAUGCCUACGUGCAAAAGGCUUUUGGCAUGGAUGCAGAGGAGCACAACAUCAUCAUGCAGCAGGUCGAGGAACUGGAGAGCCCAAUUUUUUGCCUGAAAGCAACUGUGAAGGAAGCCAAGGGGAUUUUGGGUAAAGACGUCAGCGGGUUCAGCGACCCGUACUGCCUGCUGGGCAUCGAGGCCAGGAGCCAGGAACCGGCCCACCCUGACCACAAGAAGCGGAUGAAGGCGGUGGUCAAAGACCUCAUCCCCGAUGACCAGAUCCAUCGCACACAAGUCAUAAGCCAGACCCUUAACCCUGUGUGGGAUGAGACAUUUAUCCUGGAGUUUGAAGACACGGAGACAGCCAGCUUCCACCUGGACAUGUGGGACUCAGACGUGGUGGAGUCGGUGCGGCACAAGUUGGGGGAGCUGACGGACCUCCACGGCCUCAAACGGAUCUUUAAAGAUGCUCGCAAAGACAAAGGGCAGGAUGAUUUUCUGGGGAAUGUGGUCCUUCGCCUGAAGGACCUGCACUGCUGGGACGACCGGUGGUACCAGCUGGAGCCACGGACGGAGACGUACCCCAACCGCGGACAGUGUCACCUGCAGUUCCUGCAGACUCACAAGAAGAGGGCCACCACAAGCAGCCGGACACAGCCCAGCUACACUGUCCAUCGCCACCUCCUGCAGCAGCUGGUGUCCUACGAGAUCCUCCAGCACCAGGCUGGCAGCAUUGCCUGGGACGGGGAGCUGAGCAGGCAUGCAAGCACGGUGCUGUUCCUGCAUGCCACACAGAAGGACCUCUCCGACUUCCACCAGGUCAUGGCGCAGUGGCUGGCGUACAGCAAGCUCUACCAGAGCCUGGAGUUCAACAGCAAUUGUCUGCUCCACCAGAUCACCAGCAUCGAGUACCAGUGGGUGCAGGAGCGCCUGAGGCCAGAGCAGAAAGCAGAGCUGGCCGAGUCCUUCCAGUCCUUGCUGACUUACGGGGUCUCCCUCAUCCGGAGGUACCGCAUCAUUUUCCCCCUCACUGUCCCGAGGUCCCCAGAGAGGCUCCAGUCCCUGCUCCGGGUCCUGGUCCAGAUGUGCAAAAUGAAAGCUUUCCACGAGCUGUGCACGCUCAGCCCCGACCUCCCCCAGAUGGUCUCCACAGCACUGAAGUCAGGCACGACGGAGUGGUUUCACAUGAAGAAGCAGCACCUCAAGCCCAUGGUGAAGAGCAUGGAGGAGAAUGGCAAAGCCUUGUCCAGACUCCUCUUGGAGGUGAUAGGAGAUCUCCAGCAGUGCCAGAAAAUCUGGAAUAAAUUCUUCAUCAACACCUUGAAGUUGAAUCUCUUCUCCAUCGCCUACCUGGAGCUGGAUAGCCUGGUUGUGGAGCAUGUCCAGGAGCAGUUGCGCGAGGUGGACAGCAGCAUGUCCAAGCCCAUGGCCGAGAGCCUUUUCCUGCUCUACAUGAACCUGCAGGAGCUCUAUCGGAUGAAGGACUUCCUCCCAAAGAGGGAUGGACCUCUGGCUCUGAGCAAUUUUCACCAGUGGUUCAAGGAAGCUGUGCCCCAGUGGCUGCAGAAGGCCUACACCAUCACGCUGGAGAGGGUGCAGAGAGCUGUCCAGAUGGACCAGCUGAUGCCCUUCGGGGAGCACAACAAGCACAGCACAUCCACCAUCGACCUGUCCACCUGCUACGCCCAGAUCGUGAAGACCUGGCAGCAGCUCAACUGGCCGGACCCUGAGGAAGCGUUCAUGAUCAUGGUGAAACUCGUGGAGGACAUGUGCAAAAUCGCGCUCAUGUACUGCCGGCUCAUCAAGGAGAGGGCCGAGGCUCUGUCGCCGAGUGAGCAGAAUGAGGGUGAAGCAGCCAACAGGCUCUGCAUCGUGGUGAACAACAUCAAACAGCUGCGGCUGCUGGUCCUGAAGCUGCCAUCGCAGCUGGACUGGGCCCAGCUGGAGCAGCGCACAGAAGCCGUCAUCAACCGGCAGCAGAUUCAGCACACGCUGCACAACCAGCUCGACAGCACCGUCUCCUGCCUGGACCGCGAGGUCCGGGACGUGGUGCAAGCCCUGGCCACCAAGCUGGAAAAGACCAUCGCCAGGCACAUCCAGGAGCUCUCAUCUUCCAAUGACACCUGGGAACCUGAGGACUCCAUCAUCCCGCUCAUGAAGUUCUUGGAGUCAGAGCUGCAGUAUCUCAAUGAGCAUCUGGUCCAGGAGAACUUCAAAAGCCUCCUCACUCUCCUUUGGCAUCACACCCUGGCCGUGCUGUCAGCAGCCGCAGAGCAGCAGGUCCCCUUGGCCCAACACUACAAGAAGCUUCACUGUGCCCUGAAGAGCCUGGACCUAUGCUUCCAUGCCAAGGGUUGCGGGCUACCGCUGGAGACCCUCCACAGUGCAGCCUUCCUGUCACUGGAGACCCACCUAACCCUCUGCUCGGCCACCAGCCGCAAGCUCAUCCAAAAAUACUUCAGCAACAGGAUCCAGCAGCAGCUGGACGCCAGCUCAGAGAAGUACGGGGCAGUGACGAUCAAAGCGCUGUACCGCCCUUCGGAGCAGAAACUCCGCGUGGAAGUGCUCAACGCCACCAACCUCAUCCCGCUGGACUCCAACGGCUCCAGCGAUCCCUUCGUCCAGCUCACCCUGGAACCCCGGCAUGAGUUCCCCGAGGUGGUGGCCCGGACCACCCAGUGCAAGAAGAACGAGCUGCACCCCCUCUUCGAUGAAGCCUUUGAAUUCUUGAUCCCCCCCGAGAAGUGCCGGCAGGAGGGGGCCUGCCUGCUGUUGACCGUGUUCGACUAUGACACCCUGGGCUCCAAUGACCUGGAGGGCGAGGCCUUCUUUCCCCUCUGCCAUCUGCCUGGCCUUGAUGCUGAUGAGGACCAGGCCGAAGCGGGACGGGUGCCCCAGACCCGCCUCCCCCUCACCCACCCCAAACCCAGUGACGAGAUCCUCCGGCUGCUGGAGUCCAGGAAAGGGGACAAAGAGGCUCAGGCCUUCGUUAAGCUCCGCAAGCAACGAGCCAAGCAGUCAAUGGAGAAGGAGUGA